This is a messenger RNA of Oncorhynchus keta (chum salmon), 3202 nucleotides long. RefSeq names its product coilin p80 (gene coil). The record is from RefSeq and is a predicted model, not a curated record. Gene Ontology annotation, cellular component: Cajal body. NCBI's taxonomy places the organism in Eukaryota, Metazoa, Chordata, Actinopteri, Salmoniformes, Salmonidae. Gene Ontology annotation, molecular function: U1 snRNA binding; U2 snRNA binding. Gene Ontology annotation, biological process: spliceosomal snRNP assembly.
UAAAAUCAGGUGUUUGAGGAGUUACUGAGUUUUUCAAGCAAUAUGUUUAUCAUAGGCUGCCUGUCAUUACGCCAUGAUUUUGUUUUUUUAUUAGAAGCAUUAGUCUCACAUUCUAUAGUCAAUUUACACACGACACUGACAUGCACUACCUCACCAGCUAUGUGUGACGUUUUAAAUGUAUGUAGAUCUGUCCAUAAUGACAAUAUUUUGUUGUUGACCAAAAUGGUUCCUACUUUUGCCUACUACUCGGUUCUGCUCAUCAAUUGUUAGGCUAUUUGUUAAUAAAACAUGCAUUGAUAUUUUGUUAAGGGUUUUACGUUUUGAAAAAGACUGCCUCUUUACCGGACUUAUGUUUUUUAAAUGUUUUCAACUACACCUACCAAAGAUUUUAGAGUAUAAUUGACCCUGUGGCUGUGUUAUCUAGUGGGAACCGGCUAGUGCUUCCGGUAUGAGGGAGAGUGUAAUGAAAUAUUUAGCUGGCUAAUUCCCUUCCGUACCAACAGGUGGCAGUAACUGAACGAGUCAACUCUUCAAAAGACAGGCAACUAGUUUUCUGAACGGCGUGUGAGAUUGAUUUCCUUCCACACAGCAACAAUGGCAGCCUCCAAUACCAAUGUGAUACGGGUGCGAUUGUAUUUUGAUUACCCGCCGCCCUCGGUAUCCGACUGUCGCAUGUGCUGGGUCCUCGUCGAUCUGAACAAAUGCCGCGUGGUAGCAGACAUAGCCAGCGUGAUCAGGGAAAAGUUCGACUUCAGUCGCAGGAGCAUUUUGAGUCUGUUCAUCGAAGACUGCUACCUGCCGCACACAGAGAGCAUCUACGUCGUCCGAGAUAACGACAGCAUCAGAGUGAAGGUGGACCCUAACCCUUUCAAUGGAAGUCAUUCGAACACAUCUGUUGUGAAGUCCAAGAAGAGGAGGAGAGCUGCCGAGGAGGAGGAGCCCACACAGAACCGAGUGAGUGAAGAGUGGAAGAAGAAGAAGAAGAAGAGAAAGGAGAGUCAGGAGGCCGAUUCCAACCAGGCUGUAGUUGAAGAGAGGAGGAAAGAAGACAAGAAGAAACAGAAGAAGAAAAAGAAAGAUAAGAAGGUGGCGACCAAAACCACUGCCUCGUCCACAGGACCCUCUCCCACCUCGUCCACAGGACCCUCUCCCACCUCGUCCACAGGACCCUCUCCCACCGUAGUCAAAGCGGACAAAAACACCAAGAAGGCUCCAUCGGCCAAAGCAGUAUCUGUUAACGGUAAAGCCACAGCAAAGACCCCGAAUGGGGAAUCGGACGACUCUUCUGAUUCCAGUGAAAGCAGUAGUGAGGAGGAGGCCCCGAGUACAAUCCCCAUGCAGAAACUACCCUCCAAAUCACACUCUGCUAGCUCUACACCCCCUGUCACAUCUAAAGCCACCCCUGUAGUUAAACCCCGAGUCCCCAUUAAGAAACCACGCCCACCUCCCUCAUCAUCUGAUUCGGACUCCUCAGACUCAUCGGGUGACGAUGCCUCUAGCAAAGCCACCACAGACAAACCUCCCGUUAAAAACCAAACUCCUCUGUCCAAACCUGCUGCCACUCCUCCUACCACCAUACCCACCGGCUCCGGAGCUGGUCCUAGAGACAAAACCACCCCCUCCAGGCCCAGCCUCCCUUCCUCAGGUCCCAGGACCUCUGUAUCCCCUGGCCAGAGAGCUAAUGCUCCAGGGCCAGGCUCUACCCCAGCAGUGCAGAAGGCCCACAGGAGGCCUGAGAGCCCAGGCUCUAGUAGUAGUAGUAGUAGUAGUGAGGAGGAGAUCCAGCUGGUUAUCAAACAACCGGGCCUGGGGAUGGGGAUAGUCCCUGCUAUGGCAGCACAACCCACCUGGAGAGGCAGGGGAAGCCCUAGGGGUGCGGAGAGAGGUGGGGGUAGAGGCCAGAGUUGGGUUGGUGGAGGUAGGGGUGUUAGAGGGGACUGGGACAGGGGGGUUCUCGGGGGUAGAGGAGGGAGAGGGGAAGAUAGCGGGGCAGGGGGAGGAGAUAAUGCAGGGUUUUAUUUCAACUAUGAAGGUGGACAGCGACAGCAGACUCCUCAGCCACCAUCGUACCAGAAGGACUCCCUGAUUAACAGCUCUGUGGUGUUCCAGAACCCAUCAGAGAGUGUCCCCAAGAGGGACUACAGUGAGAUGCCCCUCCUAGCUGCUCCCCCUCAGGACGGACAGAAGAUCGCCUUCAAGCUGCUGGAGCUGACAGAGAACUACACACCAGAGGUGUCUGAGUAUAAAGAGGGGAAAAUCAUUCAUUUUGACCACAGCACCAAACAGAUUGAGCUCGAACUGCUCUCUGCUUAUCAAGCGCCGGUGGAGCCGGGGAAGUUUGACCUGGUGUAUCAGAAUGCGGACGGAUCCGAGAGUGUGGAGUACGCUGUGUCCCGGGGCUCCAGGGUGACUGAACGUUGGGACUCACUGCUGGAACCCAGGCUAGUUGUUGGGAAUUAGAGCUGAGGAACAAGAUGGACGUUCUUGGUCGAGUUGGACCAGGCAUUUCUAAAACACUGGCCCAUUUCCCCCACUUGAGUUCCCCAGUAUUGGCCAAAUUAUAAUAAUUCAGCACACAACCCCAAUUUAGACUAAGUGAAAGAUGGACCAGCCCAAAUCUGGCAUUUGCCGGAUCUGCCCCAUGGCCAGUCCGUUUCUGGUUGGAUGGACUGGGGCUUGUUCUGACACCUCCAUAGACAGUUUACCCUGAACCCAGAUUAAGCUGGAGAUGUUCCAUUUACUAUGAUUAUGUUUAGUUCAUGAGUAGAGCCUUAAUCUGGGUCUGGGAAACCAGCCUUACUGUCAACAUGUGGUUGAAUCAACUAAUUCAGGAUGUUUCUUUUAUGGAGAUUUGUUAAAUUCAAUAGUUUUGUGUUUCAGUUUAUUUCCUCAGACAAAAGAGUUAAAAUGAAAUUGACCAGAACCUUGGAUUCAGCUAAUCAAAGUCUGGAUUAAAGCUAUUGAUUAGUUUUAGUUCUGGGUGUGAUGAGCACCAUUUUAAUGAUUUACUUAAACAUCUUCUAAUGUAGUAUUGUGGAAGGGAGGGCACAGGGUAGGUUGCAUAACUACCUUCAAAUGUUAUUUAAUCUUUGGUCUCUUUAUUUUUAUUUUUUACACAUUGAUAUAACUGUGAAUGUCCCAUCUUGAAUUUUUUUAUAAACUUGUUUGUAAGAUAAUAAACGUUUGAUAUCCUAUGACCAGA